AUGAUUCAUUUUCGAGACACAGUUUAUCAAAAUUCAGAUGGAAGAUACGAAGUAAGCUUACCAUGGAAAAAGGAUCAUGCUUUAUUACCGAAUAAUUAUGGGUUGUCUCUUAAAAGAUUAAAAUCUACUAACAAGAAAUUAGAAAAAACGGGAUAUGAAAAGAAAUACCAGCAAGUUUUUGAUGAAUGGAUAGAAGAAGAAGUGAUUGAGAAAGUUCCACAAGAAGAAUUGUCAAUUAAAGGUACACAUUACCUCCCACAUCGCCCAAUUAUUAAGGAAAAGUCAACGACAACUUCUUUGAAAAUCAGACCCGUCUUUGACGCUUCAGCCAAGAAUCCGAACUUCCCAUCACUAAAUGAUUGUUUAGAGACUGGAAUAAAUUUUAUUGAGACAAUACCAUCCAUUUUGGCUCGAUUUCGAUUGUAUGAAAUUGGUGUUAUUUCUGACAUUAGAAGAGCAUUUCUGCAAAUCUCUCUAAAUGAAAGAGAUAGGAAUUAUUUACGAUUUCUUUUGAUUGAUGAACAAAAUGAACUGAAGACUUAUAGACAUCGCCGAGUUGUUUUCGGUCUAACCAGUAGUCCUUUCUUAUUGAUGGCUGUCAUUCAUCAUCAUCUGUCCAAACAGACAUUCAAGAUACAAUAUUCUGAAGAACACGCUAUAUGGCAAGCCUUACAAGAGUUUAUUUCUUGCAAAUGUAAGCUUUCGACAGAUGGCGCUGGUAGAAAAGUUUUUGUGGAAAUUUUGUGGGAAGAAUGGAUGUCAUCCGCCAUUAUGGACGGAGAAAAACGUUCUAAAAACUUGAAAUUGCACGUUGAUUUAGUGGUUGUUCCAGUGCUCAAAAACUUUCAAAAUGUCAUGGAUUAA
Parasteatoda tepidariorum (common house spider) is the source of this 864-nucleotide messenger RNA. RefSeq lists its product as uncharacterized. Lineage: Eukaryota; Metazoa; Arthropoda; Arachnida; Araneae; Theridiidae. The record is from RefSeq and is a predicted model, not a curated record.